Messenger RNA from Besnoitia besnoiti, 5754 nucleotides. RefSeq lists its product as uncharacterized. The transcript is spliced from 14 exons. The coding region runs from base 1 to 5754 and encodes 1917 amino acids. NCBI's taxonomy places the organism in Eukaryota, Apicomplexa, Conoidasida, Eucoccidiorida, Sarcocystidae. The record is from RefSeq and is a predicted model, not a curated record. Gene Ontology annotation, molecular function: structural constituent of nuclear pore. Gene Ontology annotation, cellular component: nuclear pore.
AUGGCGCCUUUGCUCCCCGUCCCAGGGCCUCUUCGGGCUUGCCCGGGCGUCGCAGAUCUUCUGUCCCCCUCUCCCUGCGGCCCUGCGUCUUCGGCGUCCGCGGCGCCUCGUCUUGCUGCCGCGGCAGCCGCGUCUCCGUCACCCUCGCCUGCUCGCGGGCAUGAGCCGGUCGAGGACAGCGCCUCGGAUAUUGCCAUCCUUCGACAGUACAUCGACCUGUUUGAGCGCACAAACAGCUUGUCGCUUCCGGCAGACAAGCCCCCGACGUUUGCGUUUCUUCUCGCCGACGGCAGCUGCCUCGUGCCGCCCGCAGACGCCCGGGGCGCCGUGGGACUCUUGUCGGGCGCGGGCUUGGCGGGCUCCGGGUCUGAAGGCUCGGCGAAGGAGACUGGAGCCCAGGGCGACGGUGCGGGCGCGGCGCGCGGCGCCCGAGUCCCCGUGCCUGGCGGCGCGGGCCCGGAUGCCUCUCGAGCGCUUCAAGACACGCUCCGGUUUCGACUGCGGAGUACGCUGCAGCUGCUGCUUCUGCUCAGGCAGUCCGAAGUCCUCGGAUCGCGCUUGCACAGGUUUCUUUGUGCGCAGAGGGCGGCAAAGCAGCGGCGGCGAGCAAGCGGCGGAGAGACCCACGAGGGAGAGACAGACGCCUCCACAGAGGCAAAGGACUUCGAAAGUGCCGCGGUCGCAGAGGCUGCUAGCGGAUGGGCGGCAACUAGCGAACUCUCGGAGGGACAGGCUCUUCGGUGGAUCUUUGCGCGCUACCGCUCGGUGCAAGUUCUCGUCGCCCUUGAGGCCUGGUUGCAGUGGGAGGCGCGCUAUCAGGCGGCGGCACGCGGGCCCGCGGCGGCGGCUCCGCUGGAGAGCUGCCUACGCUCAGGCAGCGCGCAAACGGGCUUCAGAGAUUCCGCUGAGAGGCACCUGCAGGCCGCGGAGAUCGGCGCGGCGCUGCAGGAAAAAGGCUCGCGGCCUCCCGCACACCUCCGCGGGCCUUCCGCCUUCUACCAUGCGGACUGGCCGUAUAUGCUUCCGCUCUCGCCGAGCAGCCCCGCGGGCGCCUUGGGCUCCUGCGCGCCGCCGCUAGUCUCUGCGCGCGACGAGGCGGAGACGCGCGAGUUCUUCGCCGCAGUGUGGAGUCUGCUUCGCAUGGGACUGCCGCUCGAGGCCGAGAAGCUCGCCGUCGAGCGAGGCGCCGCGUGGCUGAUCGAGGUGAUUCGAGGUGAUGAGUCUUGGAUGGAGCCCUACGUAGCCGAUGACGUCGACAUGUCUGUGCGUAUCGCCGACGUCUUCACCGACCAGGAGCUGCGCCUCCUUUCAGACGCCAGCCCCAUUCUCAAGGCCUGCAUGUGGUCGAGCGGCUACUCGCUGCAACACGUCGCCCUGGCAGCGCGCGCGGGCGAGGACUCGCGCGCGGCUCUGCUGAGAGCAGAAGGCGCAGAAGGCGAAGCUGCGCGAGAACGCGACGACGACUCCUCCCUGUCGGCGCCGACUUCCUUCAAGGAUGCGGGUCUCGCUUCCGCGCUGGAGAAGCAGCAGCUGGGCUGGUAUGGCGAAGGCAAAAAGGGCAGGAGCCUUCUUAUUCAUGUCUGCCAGAAGAUCCUCGCCAAGCAGCAAGGUGAGCUCCUAGAGUCCGCCGCCUCGUCUUCGUGUGCAUUUCCGGCGUCGCCAGCCAGCCAGCCUGCGUCGGGGCUCGAAGGCGCCGCGGGCAAAGGCGCGGUUGGAGUCGCUGGCGGCCUCGGCGUCGGCGAGAGCCUGGCGUUGCGGGCGAAAGGCGGUUUCGUCAUGGAGGGCUUCGAACAGGCGAUUUAUGGCUACCUCUCUGGUUCUCUUGAGGCCAUGGAGAGCGUCUGUGGCGGCUGGGGAGACUGUCUCUUUGCGCUUGUCCGCGCCAUCAAGGCCAGCCUCAUCGAUGGGACUCUGCGGUGCCUGCGGUCGCACGAGCCGCACGGGCGCUUCGCGGGCGAGCCUCGCCGCGGCGGGUUUCUGCCACCCUCUACGUUCCGGAAGGGCCGUCUCUCGACUUUUUCGGCAUUUUCCGCUCCCUGCACCGCGCGGACGUCUGCCGCCCGCAGCGAAGGCCGCCUUUCCUCUCUCUCACCUCGAAAGAAGCGUCGCACGGGCGACGACCUGCUCGCGGCGUCCCUGUCACUGUCUCCCGAUCUUUUCUCCGCCUCCUGUGACGUCUCCAGGCAGGCCUCGCCCCUCAGCGCGGGGCCCGGGCGCGCCUCCGCCGGCGGGAAGGCGGCGGGCGGCGCCGCGACCGCGGACGGCGAGUCGACGCGCCGGCGGAAGCGAAAGAGCCUGCGGGAUCCUCUCCGCGCGCUCCUGACUGAGUUCCUGACGCCGCAGGGCGCGCAGUCGUCCGACCCCCUCCUCGAGAGUCGAGGAGGAGCCGAGCACAAGUCUGGCGAGGGCGGGCGAGGGCCUAGCGGCUAUGGGCUCCCGGACUGCGCAGAGGGCAGAGUCUGCUGCUGCGGGCGCGCGUGGAGCGAAGAAGAAGCGCGAGAAGGAGCCGCCAAGGGCGUGGCGCAUGCAGACUGCCUUCAGCAGCUGCGUGCGGACGGCCGAGUGGCUGGCGAGGACUCGGAAGGGGAUCGCGAGCUGGAGGUAGACAUGGAGGAGGCGCCAGACGACGACGCGUUCGCGCUGUGCGGCGAAGAAAAGUGCGCGCGACAAGUCGAUGAAGGCGUCCUCACGCUGCUCUUCAACAUCAUGAAUGAUCUACCUCUCUUUCUGCGUCGCUUCGUGCCCUCGGCGCACAGCCGGUCCCAGGUUGUUACGGAGGGCGCGGACGAGCUGCGUCUUCUGCAGCUGUUCCUUGUUUUCCACUUUCUGCAGCACUCUCCACGACCGCAUGAGGCACCCAUACUCUCCUCUCCUGGCCUCGCAGAUGCCGGCGAAGACGAGGAAGAAAAGAGUCUCUACGUCCAGUGCAUUCGAAAGCUCCUGCGGAAGACCUUCGGGCAAGGCAUCCGACUCGUGCUACCGCGGGCCGCGGACGAGCAACAAGGCGGGGACUGCGUCACUGUGUCGUGUCAGCCCUCCCUUCCGUUCCAAGAGUUCGUCGCCUUCUUCGUGGUUCUCCAGGCGGAUCUUCGGCGUCCUUUCCUCGCGUUUCCUUCGGCACGCGAUUCUCUCGAGGCGCCUCUGCUGACGCAGGGCCUCACGGUGAAAGACGUCAGCGCCCUCGUCGGGGGCUUCGUGUCGCAGCUGUUUCAGCAACUGGAGGUCGCGGACGUCCUGCGCCAAGCGAAAAUCGUGGAGCUCCUUCGCUACGUCUCCACGGGGUGCCGCAUAAAGCUCCUGUCAGACUGGCUGUGGCAGCGAUUUGCGGCGCGCGCCUGGGAGUCACCAGAUGGUCGAGAGCGCCUCGGCGCCUGCGUGGCCUGGACUGCCUCUCACUUCCCGCAGGAGGUGCUGCGCGUGGCGCUUCGCUGCGCCGAGCGCAGCUGGCGGAGUGCAGGCCCGCGGGUUCUCGCAGCGCCUGCCUUCGGGCGCGACUGCGGCAGGGACUCUUGGUCGGAGGCGGUGCGAGUCGAGCGAGAGGAAGAAGACUCGGGCGCAGAGGAGGAAGCCUCGUUCAAAGACAGACUCGAAGACGAGGAGAGCGGAGCCGACGAGGCCCGCCUGGCUCUCGACGAUUCGCGCGCGGAGGGGGCCCGCGAGCGUCUUCAGUUCUCGGUUUUCCUUCUUCUCUCCGUUUUCUCUCUCUUUUACCUGGACGCGCACUUCGAACGCCAAGCAAGCGAGCCACUCAAGCCCCUCCUCAGGAAUCCGCACGACUCCUCCUCGCUUCUGGCGCCUCUCUCUUCUGCCACUUCCUCGAAUCCUUCUUCAAUUUCGCGCACGCGUCCGCUGCUGCUUCUCGGUCUGUACUGCUUGUCCGUUAUCUGUCACCUGGGCCUCCUCGGUCUCUGCCUCGACUUCCGCAGUCUCCUCCGCCUCGCCCGCAACCUGCUGCGCGCCCCAGACGCCGGCGUCGGCGGGUCGGAGACACCUGGGCGCGCGGAGCUGAGCGCGCCCGCAGCUUCAUCGGCGGCGCCAGGCGACGAGAGCAACGGCGAAACGGUGGAGCAGAGAGAGAAGGAGGCAAGAAGAAAGUCGAGGCGAGUCGCUGGCGUCGGCGACUGGGUCAGGUUCGCUGUCGAGCCAGGCCUCGUGUCUCCUCUCCUCGAUCUGCUUAUUCACGAGUUGGAGGAGCACGGGGCAUCCGACGACGCGGGGGAAAAGAGCUCAAACAAGAGACAAGAAGGCGCGGAGGACAGGCCGCGUGGAUCCGAGGCGAGAGAGGAGGACACCACGCGUCUGCGUGCAGGAAGUGCACGAGACGCCGCCCUUUCAGCAGAAAAAGAAAAUCUCGAAAAAGCGCCUGAAGUGGACCAGCAGGAUAGCCUCGACGGCCGAAGCAGGCCGAGCACAGUCAGCUUCGUCUCCUGCGAUGAGCCGGCUGUGGCCUCGUCACGAGCGUCUUCUCUGCUUCCGAGCGUAGAUCCGAUAGAGAGAAUGCGCAGCGCCUUGGUCGGUGGUGCGCCUGUGCUCCGAUUGAGAGACAGCGCGCUGAUGCCGACAGCGCCUCUGCUUCAGUUCCACGAUCUGCUAAACGCGGCGUCUUUACACUGCGCCUUGAACAGGCGCUUCGGCGCUCUCUCUGCUGCCGCGGACGGGUCUCCCGAGAGAAGCGCCAGCCGGUUGGCUGCAGCGGGCCUCGGUCGCUCUGAGGACUCCAGUCCGUCUGUGCUGCAGGCCGCCGCCCGGCUCUUUGGCACUUCAGCGCUUGUCUCGCAGGCGUUCAGCGCGUCGUCGCUCGCACAUGUCUCGUCCAGCUCCCCCGCGGCCGCUCCUGCGGGCGCCGGCGACGUGUCCGCGUCGUUCGCGUUCUCUGCGGAGGGCUGCAAGCGUUUUUUUCCGCUCUUGGCUGACCGCCGCGGCGCCGAGGAGGCUGCGGCGCAGGGGGCUGUCGAGCUUGAGGCGCGGCUGCAGUUCGAGCAGCUUUCGCGGCGCAUUUCGGUGCUACGUGACCAGGCGGACGAGGCGCGGCUCCUCUCCGUCGCGGAGAAGGCUGGGCGCGUGCGGGCGCGGGUUGGCAUGCUGGCGAACCUGGAGGCGGAGCGACGGCAGCUGCAGAGGCACGCCGCCGUCGCCUCGCUCUUCAACGUCCCCGUCUUCCUCGAGGCUGCCCAAGACGCCGAAGAGACGCUGGAGUCUGCGCUCGCGUUCUCCUCCUGUCGGCGCUCGCCCUGUGCGCGCGAAGGGCGUGGCUGCGGAGAGCCUGGAGCUGCCGGCGCGCGCGGCGGCGGCGAAGAGGACGCCGCGUCGCGCGAGAGCCGCGGACCAUGUGCUGAGCGCUGGAGGGCGGCGGCGCGCGAAGAGAAGAAAGCGGAAAGACGCGCGCGCGAGACGCGCGUCCUCCUUCUGCUUCGCGAAGAGCUGCUGGGUCAGGCGCAGCAGCUCGUCCUCCUCGCAGAUCGCCUUCUCAAGAGGGAGGGGGCGGAUGCGCAGUUCAACGAAGAACUAGCGAGCGAGACAGGCCGCGAAAGACGCGUCGCCGGAGCGAGCGAACAGGCCGGAGGCGAAGAGACAGGCGCGGCGGACGAGGGCGGCCUCCAGGGCAACGAGGAGAGACGCGAGCAGCUCAGCAACUCCGCUGGCGUUGCGGUCUUCGCCUCAGAGGUCCUCAGCACCGCCGCGAGUCUUCCUCAAAGGGCGGAGGCGAUGCUCGAGGCGGCGCUGUCUCUAGGAGAUUUCCCAGUUUCAAACUAA